Oncorhynchus masou masou (cherry salmon) is the source of this 484-nucleotide messenger RNA. It is a transcript of the gene pet117, whose product is annotated as protein PET117 homolog, mitochondrial. Bases 115 to 369 code for a protein of 84 amino acids. NCBI's taxonomy places the organism in Eukaryota, Metazoa, Chordata, Actinopteri, Salmoniformes, Salmonidae. Gene Ontology annotation, biological process: mitochondrial respiratory chain complex IV assembly. Gene Ontology annotation, cellular component: mitochondrion. The record is from RefSeq and is a predicted model, not a curated record. The transcript is spliced from 3 exons.
UCUAAACUCGUCGACCUCGACACAUAACUGAGAUGUCCUGUGCUAACGUUAUCCAAGUCUUAGUUUAGCAAUCCCCUUUGUCUUCAAACUACAUGCAAUACUAGAUAGCUAGCUAUGUCUACAACCUCUAAAGUUGUACUGGGUGUUUCUGUGAUACUUACGGUGAGCACCGUUGCAGGAGUGCAUCUCAAGCAAAACUGGGAUCAAGAGAGACUUCAUGCGGGAGUACUUAGAGACAUUGAACGUUUGGAGAGGAAGAGAGAGAACCUGCGAGUGCUCGAGCAACAAAGAAGUCUGACCAAGGAGCUCAAGGCAGAGCGCGACAGGAGAGAAUCGGGGCAGCAGGGCUCCGACCAACCCCAGGAGUAAACUGUCUGACUCCACCUGGUUAUGAUGGAAAGAGGUGUUGAGCAGAGGAGCCAAGUGGAAGAUGAGGCCAUGUGCACCUCUGCCUCGGAGGGGCUGGAGGAGGGUGAGGUGGAGG